AUGAUUACGGACGAUAAUAGUAAUCAUCACCGAGAAACUUCAAAUUGGCAUAUUAAUGUAAAUGAGAAUGAACCAUUGUUAUUCACUGAAGAGUCAAAUAUUCAAGAAGAAAAGAAACAUGAUAAACAGUUAGUAACAAAAACACCGACAAAUGAUAUCAUAGAAUCAUUCAGACUUGAAAGAAGUUCUACUCAUUGUCAUAUACCAGAUGCAAAAUUUGAUUAUGGUGCAAGAAAUAGAUUAAUUAUCGUACUCUUGCUAUGUAUUGUUUUUAUGAUAAUCGAAAUUGUUGGUGGUGUACUAUCGAAUUCAACGGCGGUGAUUACAGAUGCAGCGCACAUGGCAAUAGACGUAGCCAGUUUUGUUAUAUCAUUAACAGCCAUGUAUCUUGGAACGAAAAGACCAACGCCACGAUUAUCUUUUGGUUAUUCAAGAGCAGAAGUACUUGGUGCAUUAAUGAGUGUACUCACAAUAUGGUUGGCCACUGGUGUGCUUGUUUAUAUGGCAAUACAACGUUGUAUAAAUCAAAAUUUUACUGUUAAUUCGUUGGAAAUGAUAAUCACUGCUUCUUGUGGUGUCUUAUUCAAUAUAGUUAUGUUUUUUGUGUUACACGCCAAUGAUUGUAACAGUAUUCCUCACCAUGGACACAGCCACGGUACUAUGGAACACGGUCAUAGUCAUUCACAUCAAAAUCAUAAACAAAUUAAUGAAGAUACUUCACCGGCGAUCGCAACAGAUAUCAUGGUUGAUGUUGAACCUUCAAGUAUCAUGCAGAAACCGGAGAAAAAACGUCUACGUCGUCCUACUCAUGAUAUUAAUGUGAGAGCUGCUAUCAUUCAUGUUAUUGGCGAUUUUGCACAAAGUGUUGGGGUGUUAGUAGCAGCCAUUGUUAUUAAAUUUAAAGUAAGAGGAUUUUUAUAUCGAACUGUGCCCCAUCAUAUCGAUUAUUUAGAUGUUAUUGAAGAUUUAUUGCGAAUUCCAGGCGUUCGAAAUGCUCAUAGUCUACAUAUUUGGUCAUUAUCAAUGAAAAAAGCGGCUCUAUCUGUUCAUAUUGUUGUUGAUUCGGAUCAUAAUCAUUUAGCUCUUUUACAUCAAGCACAAGAUAUAUUACGCCGUGAACAUUCCAUUGAUCGCACUACAAUACAAAUUGAAGAAUACGAUGAUAUUAUGGCAUUCUGUGAAAAUUGUAAAAGACCGGGAGUAUAA
Molecule: messenger RNA, 1206 nt
Organism: Didymodactylos carnosus
Lineage: Eukaryota; Metazoa; Rotifera; Eurotatoria; Philodinida; Philodinidae
Source: the annotation of a GenBank genome assembly